GCGCGGUCACGUGGGCUCGCGCGCGUGACCCGGAAGCGGAAAUCUCCCGCCAACCCCUCCCCUCUCCACACAUCCAGCUGGGACCAUGGAGGCGCUUCCCGAUCCGCUCUCAGCUGCGCGCGUCGGAUCCUUCGCGUAUCUCACUGUGAAGGACCGCCUGCCCAAAAUCCUCACGCAAAUUAUCGACAGACUCCAUCGGAGCCGCGCGAAGUUCCAUGAGAAGCAUGGCGAGGAAGGAAGCGAGGCCGACAAGAAGAUCAUAUCACUUCUUUCCAAACUACGUAACGAGCUUCUUACAGACAAGCCUAUUACACCCUUGACCGAUGGGCGACCUGAUGUGGGCGAGUGGAAUGCAUACCUAGAGGCACAACGGUCCCUCACAGCAAUGCCUAGCUGGUUUACCUCGGCAUGGCUUUACGUGGAGUGCUACAUGUACCGCAGAGUUCAAGAAGCCGUGGCACUUUGCCCACCGCUCAAUGAUCAUGAUGUAUUCAGUGAGCUCAAAGAGAAGAGCUUUUUUGAUUCUCAGAAAGCAAUCAUUUCAUUAUGUGAUCAUCUUGGUGAAGUUCUAAAUAAAAUAUCUGGAUUGAAUAAGGAUGAAGUGAAGAAAGAAUUUCAACAACUACUGCAGGUUUGCUUGUGGGGCAACAAGUGUGACCUCUCAAUAUCGGCUGGAAGAGACAACCCCCAAAAAGCAAGCCCACUGACUGGCUUAAACGAUCUGAAGGCCAAAAUCCUUAUUGAUGACACAGAAGCUGUGUGGGCCACACUAGAAGAUAAACUCAAAAAGAACCCAAGCAGCACACAAUGCUUUAGGCUAGACAUUGUUUUGGAUAAUGCAGGCUUUGAGCUUUUCACUGAUUUAGUAUUGGCAGAAUUUUUGUUAGCUUCCAAACUUGUGGAUCAAAUACACUUUCAUGGGAAGUGUAUGCCAUGGUUCAUUUCUGAUGUCACCAAAGAAGACGUAAAUUUUACUGUCCACCUCUUGAUGGCAAGCAAUCACCGUUGGUCUUCCAAGCUAGGAGCUGCAUGGCGUAGUCAUCUGAAGGAUGGCUCUUGGGUAUACCAUGACCACAUGUUUUGGACAUUGCCGCACGAGUACUGCAGCAUGGAGGCCAUCGCACCAGACUUGUACGCGGAGCUACAGCGAUCCAACCUCAUCCUUUUCAAAGGCGACCUCAACUAUCGCAAACUAACAGGGGAUCGGCAAUGGGAUCACACAACAGCAUUUGAGACGGCUUUGCAGGGGUUCCAUCCAUCAGCGCUUUGCAGUCUGCGUGCACUGAAGGCAGACUUGCAGGUUGGUCUGCAGCCUGGGAUGGCUGAAACGCUCACUGCUGCAGACCCUGACUGGAUGGUGUCAGGAGAAUAUGCCGUAAUACAGUUCUCUGAUGCAAAGCAGUGAUUUAUUUUUACAAAGUUACAAACCAAAUGUUCAUGCUUCAUUUAUGAUUUAAAUUUGAGCAAUAAAUCUAUGGGCUAUGACGUCAUCUAAAGGUUACCACUAAACUAAUGACUUAUCAAUGGUGUGUGAUCUGCCUUUAAACCUAGCAGUGCAUGUUUACGAAAUUAACAGAAUUUCAGUUAUAGCCAUAGAAUGCCAUCUGUAAUUGUAUAAUUGCGUGAAUAGUGAAGCUUCUAAGUUUAUGAGAAUAGUGGCAAAUAUGUUCCUAUUUUUGAAUGAAGUAUUUGAUUUACAUAUCUCAUGGUCAAUUUGCAUAUCAUUACACUGAGCAAAGUUUUUCAAUCUCUUGCACAUUUUGAAAUAUGUCUUUAAAGAAAAAACACUUGAGUAGAUGGAUUGUGGAAUACUGUAGAUUUUAUUCCAGCCAAAAUGGGUAUUCAUUUCAAUCUGUGAUCCAUUACAGUAUUAGGAUCGAUGCACUUUUAUGAUUUCUGUCACGAUUGUCAAUAUUUGACAUGCAAAAUGUGAUGCACGUUGUUUUGAAACUGGAAUGGUCAGAUUAAAUUCAUACAAGUUACACUA
This is a messenger RNA of Lethenteron reissneri (Far Eastern brook lamprey), 1987 nucleotides long. RefSeq names its product acidic residue methyltransferase 1 (gene DCPH1). Gene Ontology annotation, molecular function: phosphatase activity. The record is from RefSeq and is a predicted model, not a curated record. Lineage: Eukaryota; Metazoa; Chordata; Hyperoartia; Petromyzontiformes; Petromyzontidae. Gene Ontology annotation, biological process: DNA damage response. Gene Ontology annotation, cellular component: nucleus.